AUGAGUUUUAAAAACCCGUACUCGGACACGUAUGCGCCAGGGCCCGAGCGGGCAAGAUGGCCUCCCUUGACGAGGAUGUUAAUGUCCGGCGAAAUGAGCGGAGAGCCCCCAAGGGACUUGACGAUGAAGGAGAAGUUUGAUCGAUGGAUGGUCAAUGAAGGCUGGAGGAGACUCACCGUUGCUGUGUUUGUUUUGGCACAUCUGAUGAUCUUUGGAUUUGGUUUGAUGCAUUACGGGCUUAAGGACAAUCUUACUGGGUCAAGAGCAACUUUUGGAGUCACAUUCACUAUUGCAAGAGCUGCAGCUUUGGUGCUGCAUUUUGAUGUCGGCUUGAUCCUAUUCCGUACGUGCCAUGUAACCUUGAUGCGCAGAAGAUCACUUACUGAUAGUGCAUUAGCUGUGUGCCGAACCCUUAUCUCUCUGAUGAGACAGACACCUUUGAACGGGAUUAUCCAAUUUGAUAAAAACAUCACUUUCCAUAAGCUGGUGGCUUGGUCCAUCGUUACAUUCUCCUGGAUUCACACGGUUGCUCACUGGGUCAACUAUGCCCAACUCGCCGCUAAGCAGGGCCUCGGAGUCGCAGGCUUCCUCCUGGCCAACGUUGUCACUGGACCCGGCUGGACCGGGUAUAUAAUGUUAAUCGCACUAAUGGCGAUGGCGCUCACAUCCAUCGGUAAACGUCGCCGGGCCAAUUUCGAACGAUUCUGGUACACGCAUCACCUCUUUGUUAUUUUCUUCUUUUUCUGGGCUUUCCAUGGAGCGUUCUGCAUGAUUAAGCCUGACUACCCGCCGUUUUGCGCCGGCAUCGGUGUAUUUUGGAUGUAUUGGAUAUAUGGAGCAGUGAUCUACCUGGUGGAGAGGCUGUUACGUGAGAUACGUGGACGGCACAAGACAUAUAUCACAAAGGUGGUGCAACAUCCCAGUAACGUGGUUGAGAUUCAAAUGAAGAAGGAGAAAACGAAAACGAGAGCGGGUCAAUACAUUUUCCUCUGCUGCCCCACGGUAUCUGUAUGGCAAUACCAUCCGUUUACGCUUACCAGUGCUCCCGAGGAAGACUAUAUCUCUGUGCACAUUAGAUGCGUCGGAGAUUUCACCAAGGCCCUUGCCAAAACGCUAGGAUGCACCUUUGAUGAAGGCAAGGGUAAAGGCGGUAAAGGAAAGACCGGCGUAGUCGGUGUCAACAACCAGAUGGCCCCGGAUGACGUAGAUCCCAGCAUUCGUCGAGUUCUCCCUAGGAUCUACGUUGACGGCCCAUUUGGCAGUGCAUCAGAAGACGUUUUUAAAUACGAAGUCGCCGUCCUAGUGGGAGCCGGUAUCGGAGUAACUCCCUUUGCGUCCAUCCUGAAGAGUAUCUGGUAUCGCAUGAACUACCCCCAAACAAAAACGCGGCUGCGAAAAGUGUAUUUCUUCUGGAUUUGUCGAGAUUUCGGCUCGUUUGAGUGGUUCCAAUCGCUGCUUCUUGCCAUAGAGGCGCAGGAUACAGCGAACCAUAUUGAAAUCCACACUUAUCUUACAGCCAAAAUCCGACCUGACGACGCAACUAACAUCAUGAUUAACGACGCCAACGCAGAACAAGAUACAAUCACCGGCCUGCGUGCCCCGACUAACUUUGGUCGACCAAAUUGGGACAUGGUAUUCCGGUCGAUUCGAAAGCUGCACGCACCAGCAGAAGCCGGCGUGUUCUUCUGCGGACCAAAGCCAUUAGGAAGUGUGCUGCACGUCAAGUGCAAUAUGUAUUCAGAGCCUGGAUUUAAUUUCGUGUGGGGAAAGGAGAACUUUUAAGACGCGUAAACGCAAAUUUCUUUGCAGUUUUCCCCACUCUGUGAGCCGGGAGGGAAGAAAUCCUGUGAUGAUAGCAACGACCCCUUUCUUGAUAGCCCCUUUUUUGUUUUCCAGUGCUUCGUUGUAAAUGUUCUUUUGUUAUCAUAUACAUAUAUAUAUGUUUUGUACUCUAGCUUCGUUUGUAGCAUAUGGAGAUUUUUCACAUUGUC
Molecule: messenger RNA, 1991 nt
Organism: Coccidioides immitis RS
Lineage: Eukaryota; Fungi; Ascomycota; Eurotiomycetes; Onygenales; Onygenaceae
Product: NADPH oxidase isoform 2
Exons: 8
Coding region: 1-1782 (593 amino acids)
Biological process (GO): defense response; superoxide anion generation
Cellular component (GO): NADPH oxidase complex; plasma membrane
Molecular function (GO): superoxide-generating NAD(P)H oxidase activity
Source: RefSeq, a predicted model, not a curated record